Chlorocebus sabaeus (green monkey) is the source of this 4203-nucleotide messenger RNA. RefSeq names its product kelch like family member 24 (gene KLHL24). The record is from RefSeq and is a predicted model, not a curated record. Lineage: Eukaryota; Metazoa; Chordata; Mammalia; Primates; Cercopithecidae. Gene Ontology annotation, molecular function: protein binding.
GACAGUAACAGCUUUAUCAAAAAAAGAGGUGGUUUUCCUUGCUCCUUCUAGGGACUAGGGUUUUAGUCUCGUCCACCCUUCAGGCCUGAGGAUUUCUGAUUGUCUAUCAAAGGGUCAAACAAAAAGCUCUCUAAGCUUCUACCCAAGCUUUAAAGUCGAAGGGCUGAUCGCGGGCUUUUUCCUUGGGACGUGGCAGGGGCCUUAGAGGGAAAGAAACAAACGACUCCGGCUUCUCACUCGGCUCCUUACACAAAAGGCAUUUUUUAAACUAUCUCUACUUAAAACAAAGUGUUUUUGAGUCAGCAGUCCUUGGAGUGGGUCUAGUCCUCCUGGGCGCCCGACACCCACCCCAUGGCUGGAGCCCCGGGUGGCCCCGGAGGCCACCGGGAAGCGAGAACUACAUCUCCCGGGGUUCCCCGGGGCGGAGGACGCCCACCCGGAUUGGCCAGGGGUCGGUGACGCUCAGUGUUUUGGCCCGGAGGGUCACAUGUUUCCUUUGUUGUGAGCUGCGGCAGAGACUGGUGGCUGGAGAAGACGCCGGCGGCUGAGGAACCGCGGGGUUCGCCGCUGCUGGCUGCUUCCAGCCUUCGCCGAGAGGAAGCGCGGGGGAGUGGGACCGCCUCAAAUCCAGCCUUCCCGUUUGGUGGGACGACCGUCGGUUCUGUCCGGGAGGAAUGACGGGGUCAAGCCACAUAAAGAAGAUCCCUAACAGUCAUUUCUCAACAAUUAUAUAGUCAACUGAUGUAACAAUGGUACUAAUAUUGGGACGCAGACUAAACAGAGAGGAUCUUGGGGUGCGUGAUUCCCCAGCAACUAAGCGUAAAGUUUUUGAAAUGGACCCCAAAUCUCUGACAGGUCAUGAGUUUUUUGACUUCUCUUCAGGAUCAUCCCAUGCUGAAAACAUACUCCAGAUAUUUAAUGAAUUUCGAGAUAGCCGCUUAUUCACAGAUGUUAUCAUUUGUGUGGAAGGAAAAGAAUUUCCUUGCCAUAGAGCUGUGCUCUCAGCCUGUAGCAGCUACUUCAGAGCUAUGUUUUGUAAUGACCACAGGGAAAGCCGAGAAAUGUUGGUUGAGAUCAAUGGUAUUUUAGCUGAAGCUAUGGAAUGUUUUUUGCAGUAUGUUUAUACUGGAAAGGUGAAGAUCACUACAGAGAAUGUACAAUAUCUCUUUGAGACAUCAAGCCUCUUUCAGAUUAGUGUUCUCCGUGAUGCAUGUGCCAAGUUCUUGGAGGAGCAACUUGAUCCUUGUAAUUGCUUAGGAAUCCAGCGCUUUGCUGAUACCCAUUCACUCAAAACACUCUUCACAAAGUGCAAAAAUUUUGCAUUACAGACUUUUGAGGAUGUAUCCCAGCAUGAAGAAUUUCUUGAGCUUGACAAAGAUGAACUUAUUGAUUAUAUUUGUAGCGAUGAACUUGUUAUUGGUAAAGAGGAGAUGGUUUUUGAAGCCGUCAUGCGUUGGGUCUAUCGUGCCGUUGAUCUGAGAAGACCACUGUUACAUGAGCUCCUGACACAUGUGAGACUCCCUCUAUUGCAUCCCAACUACUUUGUUCAAACAGUUGAAGUGGACCAAUUGAUCCAGAAUUCUCCUGAGUGUUAUCAGUUGUUGCAUGAAGCACGGCGGUACCACAUACUUGGGAAUGAAAUGAUGUCCCCAAGGACUAGGCCACGCAGGUCCACUGGCUAUUCUGAGGUGAUAGUUGUCGUUGGAGGAUGUGAGCGAGUUGGAGGAUUUAAUCUUCCAUACACUGAGUGCUAUGAUCCUGUAACAGGAGAAUGGAAGUCUUUGGCUAAGCUUCCAGAAUUUACCAAAUCAGAGUAUGCAGUCUGUGCUCUAAGGAAUGACAUUCUUGUUUCAGGUGGAAGAAUCAACAGCCGUGAUGUCUGGAUUUAUAACUCACAGUUAAAUAUUUGGAUCAGAGUUGCCUCUCUCAAUAAAGGCAGAUGGCGUCACAAAAUGGCUGUCCUCCUUGGUAAAGUAUAUGUUGUUGGAGGCUAUGAUGGGCAAAACAGACUUAGCAGCGUAGAAUGUUAUGAUUCCUUUUCAAAUCGAUGGACUGAAGUUGCUCCCCUUAAGGAAGCAGUGAGCUCUCCUGCAGUGACUAGCUGUGUAGGCAAACUGUUUGUGAUUGGUGGAGGACCUGAUGAUAAUACUUGUUCUGAUAAGGUUCAAUCUUAUGAUCCAGAAACCAAUUCUUGGCUACUUCGUGCAGCUAUCCCAAUUGCCAAGAGGUGUAUAACAGCUGUAUCCCUAAACAACCUGAUCUAUGUUGCCGGUGGACUGACCAAGGCAAUAUACUGUUAUGAUCCAGUUGAAGAUUACUGGAUGCACGUACAGAAUACAUUCAGCCGUCAGGAAAACUGUGGUAUGUCUGUGUGUAAUGGUAAAAUAUAUAUCCUGGGUGGAAGACGGGAAAAUGGAGAAGCCACAGACACUAUUCUCUGUUAUGAUCCUGCAACAAGUAUCAUCACAGGGGUAGCUGCAAUGCCCAGGCCAGUGUCCUAUCAUGGCUGUGUGACUAUUCAUAGAUACAAUGAGAAAUGUUUUAAACUCUGAAGCCAGGAUACCUCACCAAUGAAGCCACACCAAUCCAAGAUGGGAGGUUUUAAAAACUCUAGAGUGGGAACUUCACAUAUCUCCUUUGUGCCAUAUGCAAAAAGUAGUAAAAAUAAUAAUUUGGUGCCUUUCUCCUCAAAAUAUCAAUCUUUCAAACUAUAAUAAAGCCUUUCCUAUAACUGAAAAAAACUUUUUUGUUAAAGGUAAUGGUGGUUGUUACUUGGCCUUUGAAGAGUGUAACUUUGUAAGUAUUUGUAAGAAGCCCAUGUGAAUUAGGAAAUGUCUGUCUGCAGACCUUUUAGGAACGUGUGAAUGGUGUCUUCACUUAUUAUGUAUGUUUAUCUGUAUGUAUAUUCCUUAUUUUGUCAUAUAUGUAGAGAAAAUUGCAUGACUUGAGGCAUCAUUUAGGUUGAAGAAGUUAAUGCUUAGAAUGCAUUCUAGGAGAAAAAAUCAGUUUUAAAAACCUUUGUUGUUAACAAAGUAUAUCCAGAUUGAUUAAUUUUAUUGAAGAGUUUUUUUCUGUAAUUGAUAAAAAUGUAAUGACAAUUCAGGUAUCAUAAAAUACUGAACUAUUGUGACUAUUCUUAGAAUUGCUGUCUUACAUUAAACAUGUUUUUAGGGGGAAAUUAGGUAGGAGAUAGAAAAAUAAGUGCCCCUACAGAGGGGAUUAAAAUUACAAGUUAAUUCCUAAGAGAAAAAUGGAAUGGCCAUUGAAGGAAAAAUGACCCACUGUGGCUCUCAAAGUUUUUAUGCAUCAUCUCUUCAAUCUUCUAAGAAAGCUUCUUUUCUUAACUUGAUAAAGCAGUUGAAACCCAUUUUGCAAUAUUAUCUUGUGAAAACCAAGGACAGACAGCCAGGCACAGUGACUCACACCUGUACUCCCAGCUACUCAGGAGGCUGGGGCAGGAGGAUUGCUUGAGCCCAGGAGUUUGAGGCUGCAGUGAGCUAUGAACGCACACCGCACUCUAGCCUGGGCAACGGGGUGAGACUCUGUCUCAAGAGAAAAGAAAAAGAAAAAUAGGGAUAGGUUUUCUUCCCUAGCCCAUUAGGGUUUGACCUCAUUAGUAUGGUGCUUUGGGUGAGGACCUCUUCCUUGAUUAUCCUAACUUCUAGUGAACAGCUAAAAUUCCUGAGAGGCUCUACUGUUACGGUACCUUUAAUAGGAUAAAGCAGGGACCACCUAUCUCAGUGGGUCCAUUUUUCUUUUAAAAUUAGUUAUCUGAAAAAACUUAGCAGUAGUUCCCAUCUUUAAGAUAAGUCUUUCAUUUGGCCCCCAUUGUGUAAAAUACUAAUCAGCAUUUUCAAGCUUCUGUACAACAGACUGCUUUUGUCUAGAUUUUUCAACUCCACUUUAUAAAGCUCAUCAGUUUUCAGAGCGGAAUGUGAAUUUUUUUUCUAAUGCAAAUAGAUGGAUAUGGCAGGAACUACAGCAUAAGUGAUUAUUGUGAUUCUGGGUGGAUGGAUAUAAUUUACAACAUUUAGGGAUGUUCUAGGUAGCCUGCUGUAGGUUGACUUCCAGUCUCUGUUGUCUUUCACAUUAUAAUUUGUAUAUUUCUUGUGACAGAAGGGAUGAUGCAAAUAUGUAAUUAGAGUGUCACCAGAUUUCUGUUAAAACCAAGGUUGAAAUAAAAAGCCUGACAUUGGUAAGCUA